GGCCAAUAGAGGAUUAAAUAUCCCUUUCUUUAUUAUUUGCGCUGUUUUCAACACAUAUAACUUUAAAGAAUGGAAGAUUAUUCACAAAAAAUGGUGCUCCUCCGCGAGCUAUAUGAUAAGAUUAAAAAUGGCGAAGAUGUUCAAGAAGCCGAUUAUACCAGGGUCGGUCUUAAGAAUAAGGCUCGUCUUAAAGACAUUGAAAAGGAAAUUAGUAACAACAAAAGGAAGGUAUCCCGUAGUAUUAAACUAGAAAUGGCUCAACAGGAAGAAAUUGAGUUAAUGGAAGUUGCCAAGCGGGAAAAUUUGACGAUAGAGGAACUUAAGGAGCAGCUUGCUGAAAAGGAACGUAAUUCUGAUUUCAGUUGUAACGAUAGGGCCCUUCGUCAUAAAGAAAACAGCAAGAAGAUCGCUGAGGCACGAAAUAAUAAGACCAAACAGUAUGGGGCGGCCAUAGGUGAAUACGAUCUUUAUGUCGAGUACGUUUAACAUAAAGACGAUAUUUUUUGAUGUGAAUUCUAACCUUACCAUAUUUACUAAUAAUAUUGCCCUCCUAAUGUUAGUAAUACAUAACCUUUUUAAUGAUAGUUGAACUCUGAUGGUGCUGUCCUUAUAUGAAUAUAAAACAAUUAAUUACAUUGUCAAAGCUAACCGUAUAAAUAUCUAAA
This is a messenger RNA of Phytomonas sp. EM1, 665 nucleotides long. Lineage: Eukaryota; Euglenozoa; Kinetoplastea; Trypanosomatida; Trypanosomatidae. The record is from the annotation of a GenBank genome assembly.